AUGGCCACCACCACUGACAACAGCAAACCUUUGGAAGAAACUGUCCUGCGUCGCCCUGUUCGUUUUGCUCCUUCUAAUAGGGUAGUCCCAGUUUUCGACCCUCAGGAUUGGGUGAAUAAGUCUUUUGGCAACCAAAACUUGGAGUUAGAAAUGGCUCUGAGUCUUGAGGCUUAUGACCUCUGUUCUUUAGUGACGCUGUCUCUGGCCAAACUGAUUCCUAAUUCAAGUGUAGAAGGUGGUCAGGGAUGGCUGAGAAGUCAAGGCUGUUCCCUGGUCGUUCAAGGCAACCACAAGAGCCGUUUGUUGGACAACCUGCUCUAUAUCAACUUAUUUGCCAUAGGCAAAUAA
Molecule: messenger RNA, 348 nt
Organism: Zychaea mexicana
Lineage: Eukaryota; Fungi; Mucoromycota; Mucoromycetes; Mucorales; Lichtheimiaceae
Exons: 3
Coding region: 1-348 (115 amino acids)
Source: RefSeq, a predicted model, not a curated record